Meleagris gallopavo (turkey) is the source of this 2045-nucleotide messenger RNA. The record is from RefSeq and is a predicted model, not a curated record. NCBI's taxonomy places the organism in Eukaryota, Metazoa, Chordata, Aves, Galliformes, Phasianidae.
UCAGCCCGAGGGGUUACAGAAACAACACCCAGCUUCAUGUACCCAUACGGGACCUCCAGCAGCCAGAUGGUGCUCCGAGGGGUGGACCUCUUGCUGGAGUGCAUUGCAUCAGGAGUACCAGCACCAGAUAUCAUGUGGUACAAGAAAGGAGGUGAGCUCCCAGCGGGAAAAACCAAGCUGGAAAACUUUAACAAGGCCCUUCGUAUCUCCAACGUCUCGGAGGAAGACUCUGGGGAGUAUUUCUGCCUGGCAUCCAACAAGAUGGGCAGCAUCCGCCACACGAUCUCGGUGAGAGUGAAGGCUGCCCCGUAUUGGCUGGAUGAGCCGCAAAAUCUCAUUUUGGCCCCUGGCGAGGAUGGCAGGUUGGUGUGUCGAGCCAAUGGGAACCCCAAGCCUUCAAUCCAGUGGUUGGUGAAUGGAGAGCCCAUUGAAGGUUCUCCACCCAACCCGAGCAGAGAGGUGGCUGGAGAUACCAUUGUGUUUCGAGACACGCAGAUCGGCAGCAGCGCUGUGUACCAAUGCAAUGCUUCCAACGAGCACGGCUACCUCCUUGCCAAUGCCUUUGUCAGUGUCCUGGAUGUGCCACCACGGAUACUGGCCCCUCGCAACCAGCUCAUCAAAGUCAUCCAGUACAACAGGACCCGGCUGGACUGCCCCUUCUUUGGCUCCCCCAUCCCCACCCUGCGAUGGUUUAAGAACGGCCAGGGGAACACGCUGGAUGGAGGGAACUACAAAGCACAUGAGAACGGGAGCUUGGAGAUGAGCAUGGCUCGGAAGGAGGAUCAGGGCAUCUACACCUGUGUUGCCACCAACAUCCUGGGCAAAGCAGAGGCCCAGGUUCGCCUGGAAGUCAAAGACCCCACCAGGAUUGUGAGAGGCCCUGAAGAUCAGGUGGUGAAGAGGGGCUCCAUGCCUCGCCUGCACUGCCGCGUGAAGCACGACCCAACGUUGAAGCUGACGGUCACCUGGCUGAAGGACGACGCUCCUCUCUACAUUGGGAACAGGAUGAAGAAAGAAGACGAUGGUCUGACGAUAUACGGCGUGGCUGAGAAGGAUCAGGGUGAUUACACCUGCGUGGCCAGCACGGAGCUGGACAAGGACUCAGCUAAAGCCUACCUCACCGUGCUAGCAAUCCCUGCUAACCGCUUGAGAGAGUUACCUAAAGAGCGACCCGACCGGCCCCGGGACCUGGAGCUUUCAGACCUGGCUGAGAGGAGCGUAAAGCUGACAUGGAUUCCUGGAGAUGAUAACAACAGUCCCAUCACAGACUACAUCGUCCAGUUUGAGGAGGACCGAUUCCAGCCUGGCACGUGGCACAACCACUCCAGAUAUCCUGGGAAUGUCAACUCGGCUGUCCUGAGCCUCUCUCCUUAUGUCAACUACCAAUUUCGGGUGAUUGCAGUGAACGACGUGGGCAGCAGCCUGCCCAGCAUGCCUUCAGAACGAUACCAGACCAGCGGGGCACGACCUGAAAUUAACCCAACGGGAGUUCAAGGAGCAGGGACCCAAAAAAACAACAUGGAGAUAACCUGGACGCCUCUGAAUGCAACGCAAGCAUAUGGGCCCAACCUGCGUUACAUCGUGCGAUGGAGGCGGAGGGACCCACGUGGGAGUUGGUACAACGAGACAGUGAAGGCACCACGGCACGUGGUCUGGAACACACCCAUCUACGUCCCCUACGAGAUCAAAGUGCAGGCAGAGAAUGACUUUGGUAGAGCUCCAGAGCCUGAGACCUACAUCGGCUAUUCGGGGGAAGAUUGUGAGUAUUUUCUUUGACAGAGCUCGUAAGCGUUUCAGAGCUGGAGUCCAUCUAAUGUCAGUGGGUUGGCAUCUAUUCCCUGGGUUGUAUUUAUAGCAUUGCUCCAUUUGGCACAAAAUUGCAGUUUCAGGCAUUGGGAGAAAGAAGUGGAGUUGUGCUCUGGGCUCUGUCUGCAGAUGCCUACGUGACCUGAACCACUUAGCCUCUCCCUUUUGCUCUGUAAAAUAUUCAGUGUGGAAGACUAAGAUUUCGCCAAGAUGAGCUCUGGCUGUAUUCCAGCAUUCCA